AUUAGUUCCUGAUCUUCUACGAACCCUAUCGUCAUGCGCUUUCUACUAGCUCUCUCCCUGGCCGUCCUGGUCGUUCUGAUCCUCCACAGCAGCCAGGUGUCCUCCACAUCAACCACCACCUCCACAAGUGCUUCGGCCACAACCACCACGGCUGCUACGACAACAACUGAUUCGUCCACCACCACCACCACCGAAUCCUCCACGACCACCACUGCCUCCACAAAGAAGAAGCACCGACGCCGCCGUGUCAUCAUCAGGCGCGUGAUCAUCCGCCGUGGCAGGGAAGGACGAAGUGAGAGCGGAGACAAUCGCCGACGGGUCGUCGUACGCGUUCGCAGGACGGCCAACUGAAACACCAGAUUAAUGGUUAUUUUCUUUAAAGCCCGUUGCUGUCAAUCAAAAUAAAUCAUUGAAAAAUUAUUUUCUAUCG
Molecule: messenger RNA, 430 nt
Organism: Drosophila melanogaster (fruit fly)
Lineage: Eukaryota; Metazoa; Arthropoda; Insecta; Diptera; Drosophilidae
Exons: 1
Coding region: 34-351 (105 amino acids)
Source: RefSeq, marked reviewed